This is a messenger RNA of Oryza sativa Japonica Group (Japanese rice), 2106 nucleotides long. RefSeq names its product STOREKEEPER protein. NCBI's taxonomy places the organism in Eukaryota, Viridiplantae, Streptophyta, Magnoliopsida, Poales, Poaceae. Gene Ontology annotation, cellular component: nucleus. Gene Ontology annotation, biological process: regulation of DNA-templated transcription. The record is from RefSeq and is a predicted model, not a curated record.
CCCGCCCUGCUGCAUCGUACUCCCUCCUCCGUCCCUGUUGAGUUUCUCGGCGCUUCGUUUCUCCACCACCACCACUCGGCGAGCCAUGGACCCGAGGAGGCGUUCGCUGGCUAUACGAGUCCCCCCUGAAAGAAACCCUGCAAAACCCCACAAAUCCUGAUCGAUCCUUCCACUUCGAUCUCAUCCCCAAGCAGCAGCAUCCAUCCAUCCACCCAUGGCGCCCAAGCGGGUGCGCGUCGCCCGAUCGCCCUCGUUGCCUCUCCCUUCCAGCUCUUCCCCCUCCGGAGGCGACUCUCCGCAGAUCGACAAUGCGGCGGAGGUCGCCGCCUCCUGCUGCGGCCCAGCCCCCUCGACCGCCGACGCGCGCUGCCGAAUCGGGGGAGGAGGGCGGCGAUCCCGGCAAGGACGAGGUCGCCGCCCCGCCCAAGGGGGACUCCGCGCUGCCGCGGAGCGGCUCCGGCUUCGGCUCUGGCAAUGCCGCGGCGCCGGACGGCCCCGCCAAGUCGCCGAUGAAGCCCAAGAAGAGGGUGACGGCGCCGCCGUCGAGCGACCACGGCUCCAGAGAGAACCUCGCCGCCGGGUCGCCGUCGAACGAGGUGCCAACUCCGCAAGGAGAUGAUGCGGCGCAGGAGGACGAUCUCCCCGAGUCCCCUCCCAAGUCGAAGAAGAACCGCAAGAAGAAGAAGAAGGCCCUGCGAGCUGGCGACUCCGGCAAGGUCGCUGCUCCGGACGAUCCCGCUGAGCCUACGCGCCCCCAGCAAGAUGUGGGGGAGGUGGACGGCCGCUUGGCCGAGUCUGAGCAAGAGGUGCCACCCAACGCAGGGAAGGCAAAGAAGAAGGCAUCAGCGCAGGCAAGGAAGAAGCCAUCGGCGAAGCAACAUGCUGCUGCUCAAGAGGAGGAAGAUGGUGAUUUGAUGGCAGAGGCUGAGGAGGAGGUGGCGCCAUGGCAAGGGGAUGAGGAAGACGGCAAGGGUCCGUUGCCGCAGCGGAAGAGCAAGAGGGUUGCCGCAUUGUCAGGCAGCAUUUGCCCACCUGAUCCCAAGAGGGCCAAGAUUGUGGAUGCGCAGAAGCCCGGGUUCGGGCGCAAGUGGAAUGGCAAUGACGAGAUCAUGAUCCUAGAGGCUCUUGUUGAUCAAAUCCGCAGUGGUGGAAAUGUGCCGCAGGAGCCGGGCCACCCCUUGUUCCAUGAACUCGUGCAGCGCCUGGAGGGCCGCACCUUCAACCACAGUGAUGUGAGGGAUAAGGUGCGCAGUCUCAAGCGUCGGUACAACGAUGUUGUCUUGUCGGGCCUUGCUAUUACCAAGGAUCAUGACCUUCAGCUUCAUGAGCUCUCCUGUGAGAUCUGGGGGCGCUCUGUUGCUCAUGCCGGGGACGACAAACAGAGGUGCCUUGCCAGAGACGAGCAGAGCUCCCUUGCCAGGGAUGAGCAGAAGUCUUUCGCCAGGGACGAGGAGAAGUCUUUGGCCAGAGAUGAGCAGAGCUCCCUUGCCAGGGAUGAGCAGAAGUCUUUCGCCAGGGAUGAGAAGUCUUUGGCCAGGGACGAGGAGAAGUCCUUAGCUAGUGAUGAGCAGAGGUCAUUCGAUGAUAUGUGCAAACAGUUUCCAUUGCUCGCAAAGGAAAUUAAGGUGCUCAUGGAGGGACAACCUGCUAUCAUGGAAUUGUUCCCUAGGUUGGACGGCGACCAAGUUGUCGCAAUUGAGAAAAAGUUGGAGAACCUGAGGUGGAUUGAUAUGAAGAGGAAGAAAAAGAUGGCAGUUAAGAUGGCCAAGAUUAGAAAGGGACUAAUUUACAAGCUCGAAGGAGCUGCGAUCCUAGCUGAUGGUAAUAUGAUCCACUAGUCUCUCCUCGUCAUCUUCGGUUCCAUAGUUAAGUAUCAGUUAGCUCUAUACUCUAUAGGUUAAUUAGUAGUGUCCUUUUGUGAUGGUAAUUAUGUCCUUUUGGUGGUUUGAUAGUGAAUAGAUUGGGCAAGUAUGCAAAAUCCUGCUGACAUUCUAAGUUAAUAUGAUGCUUAUGGAAGAAGCUGUAUGUUGGGAAAGUAACAUCAUCGUUAUGUAGUCUGUUCCCUAUGCUAUGGCAAAAACUUAGUUCCGGCAUUAUAUGUUUCUA